AUGGUUAGAACCUGGUCGCGGUGCUGUAGUUUUCUGAGCAGAUUCAUGGCUCUAAACGGACUCUACACCUUCUAUUUCGACGCGAAGAAGAACGGAUUUAGGGACUCGUGGAAGCUGAAGACGUACUGCCUGUUACAUCACCUUGUCUGCGUUCUGUCUCUGGCCAGGAUGCUGUACAAUUCCGCCGGAGAUAUGAGGAUAGGUGUGAGCAUCCUCACCAUGGGCAGCACAGCAGGCUUUUGCAUACACUCCUGCUGGCAGAAGCGGCAGGGUAUCCGGAAGCUGUCCAAUGGGCUAAUCCGCAUGGAGGCCAAGUUCUUCGUUGGAGUGCCAAGCAGCUCGGUGCUGAGGCAUCGAUUCUACCUGAAACUGGUCUUUGUCUCAAUCACCUUAAUAAGGAUCCACUUGUUUUAUCCCUUUUACAUGAAGCGACUGCUGCCGCAUCUGUUCGUCUUGAACCUGGUCUGCUAUUGGCAGGUGUACAACAUGCUCCUGGCCGCCGCUUUUUGCUUCUACUGUCUCCUGUGGCAGAUAUGUCGCAGUCAGGAGAUCAUUAAUAAUCGAAUGCUGCUGCUCCUGUCCAGAGCUAGGACGAAGAAUCGACUUCGGGAGAUGACACGCUGCCUGAAACUCUACUCAAAGUUGCUCCUACUCUCCAACCAGGUUAACCUAGAGUAUGGACAUGUUUCGGUCUGCGUCCUGGCCUGCAAGAGUUGGUACCAGAUCACCCAUGGCUACGAGAUAUUCCAGAUGGUGGCCGCCCCACAGUCCAUUGACAUGAGCCUGGGCAUUAGGAUAUUUGUGGUGUUGACCUAUAUCCUGGAUGCUAUUAACAUGGUUUUUGCCACGGAUGUGGCCGAAAUGUUCACCAAGUUGAGGGAGGACUCACGGCGCAUCUUGCGCGAGACAAACAGAAUGGAUCGCUUGCUGUCGAUGUUCGCCCUGAAAUUGUCCCUGCAUCCCUCGAGGGUCGUCUUUCUCAACGUGUUCACCUUUGACCGAAAACUGACGCUAACGCUCUUUGCCAAGUCGAUGCUGUUCACAAUCUGCUGGCUGCAGGGCGACUACAACAAGCUCAAGUCCUAG
Messenger RNA from Drosophila serrata, 1086 nucleotides. RefSeq names its product Gustatory receptor 47a (gene Gr47a). Gene Ontology annotation, cellular component: membrane. Gene Ontology annotation, biological process: sensory perception of taste. The record is from RefSeq and is a predicted model, not a curated record. NCBI's taxonomy places the organism in Eukaryota, Metazoa, Arthropoda, Insecta, Diptera, Drosophilidae.